Rhagoletis pomonella (apple maggot) is the source of this 402-nucleotide messenger RNA. RefSeq lists its product as uncharacterized. The transcript has a single exon. The coding region runs from base 1 to 402 and encodes 133 amino acids. NCBI's taxonomy places the organism in Eukaryota, Metazoa, Arthropoda, Insecta, Diptera, Tephritidae. The record is from RefSeq and is a predicted model, not a curated record.
AUGGGUUCGGUGCCCAUGGGUAAUGCCCAAGAUGCUGUAGACAAUUCGUGUGCUGGUGAUAACAUCGAAUUGGAAGAAAAUGUGCGUAUUCAAGCCGAGACUUGGUAUUCAACGGCUUUAGCAAAUUUUAACCGAGUUCAAAAAUGUCGUACCGAAUGGCGCCCUACUGUGACUACACCCAUCUCUGCAGCCAUACGGCUACCUAAAAUGGAACUACCUACGUUCUCUGGCGAUUCCACGGAGUGGAUCGGAUUUUUCGACGCGUUCUCCUCGCUGAUCGACAAUAAUCCGGCCUUAUCGGACGGGCAAAAGCUACACUAUCUUCGAAGUUGUCUAAAGGGCGAAGCAUUGACAAUCAUCAGUGGCUUCCAAAUUAGUGAUGCAAAUUACAAGGAGGCAUAG